This is a messenger RNA of Penicillium brasilianum, 3216 nucleotides long. The record is from the annotation of a GenBank genome assembly. Lineage: Eukaryota; Fungi; Ascomycota; Eurotiomycetes; Eurotiales; Aspergillaceae.
CUCACAUCACAAUGUCUGGCUCCUAUCGUGGUUCUUCGGGUCGCGGUGGCUCGGGUCGCGGUGACUUGCCCUACCGAGGUGGUCGAGGCGAUGGACCUCGCCAAGGUGGUCCUCAAGGUGGUAGUGGAGGUUACUCCGGCCCUCCUUCUGGGUCCGGUAAAAUGCUACAGGGCGAUGCGAAAAUCGAGGAUAAGGUGCAACAAUUCGAGGACAAAUGGAUUGCCGCUGCUAAGGCGCCAUCCCGACCCAAGGCCGGCGAGAUGGCUACACGUCCUGGCUAUGGUACCAAGGGAAAACCCCUAGUUGUGCGCGCCAACUACUUCGAUCUGGAACUGAAACCAACGAUCAAGUUCCACUCGUACAUUGCUAAAAUCUCACCCGAGCCGAAGCCCAAGCGGCACUUGCUCCAGAUCUGGGACCAUGUCCUUGCAAUUUCGAAGAUUGCCCAAGCUGGUGCUGCAUCAGACAGGGCCACUGAAUUGGUGACUUUGAAUGACCUUGGAGACGUGCCUACCCUAACAGUCAAUAUCCCUGACGGUGAUCGUGAUCAGAAGGUUUACACGGUCAAACUGACUGCAAACGCCGUGAUCGACCACCAAGCAAUUAUCACCCGCCUCCGCAAUCUAAAUGAGCGGGGCGCCAUUCCCGAUGAGGCUGUUAUGGUGCGGCUCUUGAACAUCCUUAUGGCUGCCCAUCCCGGUAAAGAUGAUGGUAUCACUACGCUUGGCAAGGGUGGUAACAACAAGUUUUACUGGAUUGACCACCGGAAACAGUUUCAAAGUCUCCCGGGUGGUCUGGAGUGCCUGCGUGGUUACUAUGCUAGCGUGCGUCUUGCUGCCGGCCGUGUCCUCCUCAACUUGAGUGUCAACCACAGCGCGUUCUACCGUGCUGGUCCAUUGGUAGAGCUGUGGGACGCGUUUGUGGCCAUCUAUGGUGCCGAUUGUCCGCUCUUCGGUAGAUACGUCAAGACCCUUAGAGUUCAGUGCACUCACCUCAAGGACGACCUCGACAAGAAGGGAAAGGUCCCUCGUGUCAAGACCAUCUGGGGUGUUGCGGAAAAGGAUGAUGGACGGGACGAAGUUCUGAAGCCCGAGGUUCCCGAAACCGGGGCCGACGCUUACAACGUCAAGUUCUACUUGGAUAAGAGAAAAAUAAGCGUCGCCCAGUACUUCAAGGAGAAGUACAACCUGACUUUGAAACACGGCGACAAGCCAGUGUUGAACGUCGGCAACAAAGGUAAACCUGUCUAUCUCCCCAUGGAUGUCUUGGUUAUCCCCGAAGGUCGAGUCUUCCGCGGCGAAUUGAGUACUACUCAGCGCCAGGGUAUCAUCGGGUUCAGUUGCCGAGCACCCUCACAGAAUUACGACUCGAUCAUCGAUCACGGCCUGGAGAUCGUUGGAGCCAAGGGUGACCACACAAAGCAGUACGGAAUCAGGGUCUUGCCGAACAUGCUUGCUGUGCCUGCUCGAAUUCUAAGUCCUCCUACCUUGAAAUACUCAGGUAGCAAGCAGGCACCUGCGGAUGGCCAAUGGAAUCUGCGGGGGAAGAUCUUUACCACCGGUGCCAGAGUGGAUCUUUGGGCUGGUGUCGUGAUGUCGACUGGUCCUCCUCCUCGCGGUGAUGCUCUGGUAGAUUUCCGGAAAUUCGAAAACAUGAUGAACCAGUGCGGCAUGAAGGUCAAUGGCCUCAUUCAGAACGUUUUCCACAUCCGGCUUGACAUGAGAAACCAAAGGGACAAUCUCGCCAAGGUCGAUGAUAUGUUCGCCAAGUUGAAGCAAAAAAGGGUCGACCUUGCUGUCAUUGUCAUGCCCCUGGGGAUGGAGCGGGUCUUUGACCAUAUCAAGUGGCGUGGAGAUACCAUGGAGGGUGUUGUGACUCACUGCUUCAAUACUAAGAAGUUCUUUGUGGACAAGGACAAUUCUCAGUACUGGGCCAACAAUGCCAUGAAGGUCAAUCUUCGCUUGGGAGGUGUUAAUCAGGUCCUCGACAUGCCUGCGUCAUCUCCACUAAUUGCGGCAGGGAAGACUAUGGUUGUCGGUCUUGACGUGACCCACCCUUCUCCUACUGAUCCCGAUACGUUCCCCAGCAUUGCUUCCAUCGUCGCUAGCACCAAUGCGACCAUGGGUCAGUGGCCCGGCCAAGUGAAGAUCCAGCAGCGCCGCAUGGAGAAUGUUGUUGACUUGGCUGAGCUGUUGAAGACCCGUCUUCACCGUUGGAAGAAAGAGAACAAAAAUGCAUUGCCUGAGAACAUAUUGAUCUUCCGUGAUGGUGUCAGCGAAGGACAGUACGACAUGGUUCUGACGGAUGAGCUGGUCAAAGUCAAGAAAGGUUGCCAGGCACUCUAUCCUUCUGAAAAACAACCUAACAUCACGAUCUUGGUUGGUGGAAAGCGUCACAAUACACGAUUCUUCCCGACCAAGAUCGCCGAUAUGGAUAGAAAAGCGAACUGCCGUAACGGCCUUGUGGUUGAUCGAGUCAUCACCCGCCCUCACCUUUGGGAUUUCUACCUCCAGGCGCAGGCGCCGUUGCAGGGCUCGGCUCGAUCAGCUCACUAUGUCGUUAUUUGGGACGAGAUCUUUGUCAACCCCGGCAUGCGCUCUGUAAUUGGCAAUAACCCUACGGAUGCCAUUCAAGAGCUGACCCACAUCAUCUGUUACAUGAUGGGUCGCUGCACUCGUUCGAUUAGCUACAGCACUCCUGCUUUCCUGGCCGAUCGGUUCGCUGAUCGUGCUCGCAAGUAUGUCCGUGCCUACUACUUCGAGCACCAGGCUGUCCGUGGAAAUUUCCGCCCGGCUGCUCCUCAGGAUUCAGUCACUCGUUUGGCGCCCGACCUCUCGGAAACUAUGGUCUACAUCUAAAGCAUGCAUUGCCAAGCUUUUAUCUUCUCUUUGCGCUUGAUCAUCAGUUUACCUUGCAUCAGCUUAUCUUGACGAAGCUCAAGUUGCACCAUGGAUAUUGGAAUUUCGGGACUCAAGCAUAUGCUCCUUGAUUGGCUUUACCACUGGGGAAACGCCAAAAAAGCGGAUAUGAUCUGGGAAGAGGGAUUUGCUUCGAACGUGGAAAAAACACAAACCUCAAAACAUACGGAAAAGGUGGAAAACUUACAAAAAAAGCGGAUGGUGCUGAUUCUUGUGUUUGAUUGCAUGUUUUGCUGAUUUCAGGUUUUCAGAUUGAUGUCUUGAUGCGUUGAUAAAACUACAAAAUACAAAAAAAAAG